This is a messenger RNA of Aspergillus glaucus CBS 516.65, 2928 nucleotides long. RefSeq names its product ankyrin repeat domain-containing protein. Lineage: Eukaryota; Fungi; Ascomycota; Eurotiomycetes; Eurotiales; Aspergillaceae. The coding region runs from base 1 to 2928 and encodes 975 amino acids. The transcript has 4 exons. Gene Ontology annotation, molecular function: protein binding. The record is from RefSeq and is a predicted model, not a curated record.
AUGGGGGAGAGGGGGGAGGGUGUAGAUUUAGCGAAAGGAGAAGUAUAUUUCCAAAUAAGGAAGGCGGCGAUAGCCUUAGCCACAUAUUACAUGAGUCAGCCACACCCGCCACACCAAUGGACCGUCUGCUCUCCGGUAUUGCGCUUUAAGACAGAGAGCAUUGACCGAUUACCGGAUAGCUGGCUUGCAGUGGACGCCGCCAUAAUGAGUCUCCUGAGCCUCCCAAAUGAGAUCCUAUUUCUCAUCGCUAAUUACUCGGAAUAUUCUUGGAAUAUUAGCGCGCUCUCCCAGGCAAAUCGUUAUCUAUAUUCCUUGCUGAAUGGCUAUGCCUAUCAACAUAAUGACCGCUACUUCGGCAGCUCACUACUGAAAUGGGCGGUCGAACAUGACUCUGAGAUUGUUGUGGCAAGAAUGCUAGACGCAGGUGCUCCUGCAAGGAUGCCUGGCCCAAAAAAUGACUAUGAUCCGAUUGAGACUGCUGCAUUAAACGGGCAGACGGCGAUUAUCCGGCUAGUCGUGGAGAGGGAACUAGUUUCAGCGGACCAUUCCUACCACUUGAUGCUUCUUGCGGCAGUUCAUGGUCAUGAGGCUGUUGUAAAGCUCCUUCGCGUGCCAGCAAUGCUCAGCUCUCCAACACAACCCUAUGCCGAUUUCGCUAUGGCGAGGCAGGGUCGUAAUUUGAACGUGACGAAAAUAUUCACGGAGGAAUUGGGAGACUUCUUGUUGCCAAGUGAUAUAUCGUUCACGUGGUGUGAGGAAUUGAGAUUGGAAGCACGAAGAGGCCGCUUGGAUUCAGUUCGAGAACUCCUCCGGCUUGGGGCCAACCCGAAUAAGGCCGGCCCUUACGAUUACGAACCUACUGCACUUACCAUUGCUGCUAAAGCUGGCCACUUGGAGAUUGUUGGGUACUUGCUUGAAUAUGGGGUGGACAUGGCGGAAGCGCGAGAACGCUCACGCGAGAAUCCAAUCUUCAUAGCCCUUGAUAACGGUCAUGUGGGGAUUGCAAGGCUUUUAUUCGAACAUUCAGGGCUUGACACGAAUACCCUAGAAACCAGCGACAGUAGAGCCUUUGUUCUUUGUCUGGCGGCUGCCUGUGGCUUUGAAUAUCAUGUUCGACAACUUCUGAGCUAUAGUACACUGAACGAAAAAUAUUUGUUUAAAUAUCCAUUUGACACGCCCGGCCUUCGCGGGCCGCUUGAAGCCGCAGCAAAAAAUGGACACACGGAAAUCGUUGCUCAAUUGUUGAAUGAAAGACGCGUCAACCCACGACGAGAAAAUCCGCUAUAUCACGCCGCUCGGGAAGGGCACGAGCAUAUCGUCAAGCUAUUGCUUGACCAUGAUGCUGACCUCAAUGACGAUUAUUGCCUGGAUCUACCAUUACUGUAUGGAGCUGUUGAACACGAAGAUAUAUUCCGAUUACUUGUCAAUCGAGACGUUGACCUCACGGACAUAAUGUAUGAGGAUGAUGAGCCGGUCACUGUAAUGUCACUAGUGAUCCGUCGUGGGAAGAUAGCGUCGGUUGAGCUGUUGCUUGACAACGGUGUGAAAAUCGAAGAGCCGAAUGAGAACGAUCUUUUACGAUGGGCAAUAGAAGGCGGGCCAGCCAUGCUUCGAUGCCUCCUUCUCCGGGGGCUUUUGAAAUUCCCAUCUACCCACAGUGAAAGACAGGCUGCUGUGAUGGCUGCGAUUCGCGAUGGUCUGACAGGGUCACACGACUUUCUCUUGGAUCAAGGUUUCAAUAUGCCUGAAACUCACCAUCAUCUUCUUGACUAUUUCUUCGAACCCUGUUCGACUGAAACGCUUGAUAUACUCCUGAAGCACGGUAUGAAUAUCAACAAGAAAGAUCGUAAUGGAUACACAGCUUUGUUGCAUACCGUCCAAGAACCUGUCCCUCAUCAUGUGAGGUAUUUCUUGGAAAAGGGCGCGGAUCCGCUGAUCGCUGGAAGUGACGGCAAAACGUCUUUGCUUCAUGCGGUAGACAAGCUGGGGGCUGCGGAUUUCAGACUCAUGCUGCAGUCAACCGACGCCCAUUCUGUACCGCGGAAUGAACUGCACCGGGAGAUAUCUAGAUGUCUAGCUACGGCAGUUGAGCGUGAGGACUGGGAUAAGAGAGCUGCCGGCAUGUCCUCUUUCGCUUGCAAGGAUGAUCCUUGUACGGUCACUCUUGACACGAAGGUUGUGCGUCAACCUGUGCCAUCGAACAUCGAAGGAAUACGAAAUCCUACCAUGGAUCUCUUAGCUCUCCAUAACGAGAUUUUCUUUCUUAUCGCGGAAUUCCUAGAAUACGAGUGGGAUAUCAGUGCACUCUCUCAGGUCAACCGCCGCCUCUACCUACUGCUGAACAGCUAUGUUUAUGAGUACAAUCGGAGUCACUUUGACAGUUCGUUAUUGAGAUGGGCAGCAGAGCAUGGCUCUGAGAUCGUUGCUCGCAAGAGGCUAGAUAUAGGAGCUGCUACAGCGAUAUCUAAUGAGCAGCGUUUGAAAGUCAUGGCUAUCGCUAUGCGGAAUGGGCACGUUGCAGUCUUACAGCUUCUUCUAGAGCGAGGAAUCGACUUACCUCAUGAUUUACUGCUAGACACGGCAAAGAAUGGGCACCUGUCCGUCAUGCAGUUCAUGAUUGGACGCGGGAAAUUUUCACCUUCCAUGAAUAUCGCCAAAGACACAUUAUCCGCGGCAGCAGGGCGAGGCGAUCUUGCUGUUAUUAAGGCCCUUGUGGACGGCCUAUGGGUCAGGCAUCUUCACUACAAUCCUGAGUACCAUAAUUGGAGAUAUACCGCGGCAAGUGCAAUGUCGCACGGCGCAGCGAUCAACAACCAGUUAGAAAUCGUCCAGUACCUUGUCGACCUUGGCGUCGGCCCAGAUGAUUCUAAUCCUCUAACUGCAGCAGCCACGGGAGGUCAUCCUGAUAUGCUUCCAAGCCAGGGCUAA